Rhinichthys klamathensis goyatoka is the source of this 962-nucleotide messenger RNA. Its product is annotated as gastrula zinc finger protein XlCGF49.1-like. Gene Ontology annotation, biological process: regulation of DNA-templated transcription. Lineage: Eukaryota; Metazoa; Chordata; Actinopteri; Cypriniformes; Leuciscidae. Gene Ontology annotation, molecular function: RNA polymerase II cis-regulatory region sequence-specific DNA binding; DNA-binding transcription factor activity, RNA polymerase II-specific. The record is from RefSeq and is a predicted model, not a curated record. The coding region runs from base 129 to 911 and encodes 260 amino acids. The transcript has 3 exons.
UUUUGGCGUGGCGAUGUGACGUCAUAGACUCGCGCUCCUGCGUCUGUUGUGAUUCUGCUGGAGAAAGGACAAACACACAGAAAAACUCCUGGUGAAGCGACUGAGAUCCACGUCACACUAUUAUAAAGAUGGCGGCUAUUAAAGUGGAGAAUGAAGACAUGAAGAUUAAAGAAACAUUUAGAGUGAAACAUGAAGAAACUGAGGAACAAACAAAUAUGGUGUUUAUGAAAGAGGAGAAUGAAGACAUGAAGAUUGAAGAAGCUUUCGGAGUGAAACAAGAAGAUACAGAGGAACAAACAGACCUGAUGGCGCUGAAAGAAGAGAGUCAAGAACUGAAUGAAAUACAAAAUCAACACGACAAUCAUCAUGAUUUCGCAACUGGAGAAAAAUCUUUAAAUUCCUCAAAGACUGAAGAGACAACAACUACAAGUAAUUUCACCUGCUUUCAGUAUGGAAAUAGUUUUGAUCAACAAGAAAAUCUUGCAGUUCACAUGAGAACUCACACUGGAGAGAAGGCUUACACCUGCCAACAGUGUGGAAAGGGUUUCGCUCAAAAAGGAAACCUUAAAGCCCACAUGAGAGUUCACACUGGAGAGAAGCCUUUCACCUGCCCUCAAUGUGGAAAGGGUUUCGCUCAAAAGGGAAGCCUUAAAUACCACAUGGGAACUCACACUGGAAAGAAGCCUUUCAGUUGCCGUCAAUGUGAACAGAGUUUUUUACGUAAGACAGCCCUUAAUGCACACAUACAAACUCACACUGAAGAUUACACCUGCCAACAGUGUGGAAUAAGUUUCAGUCGAAAAGGAAACUUUAAAGUUCACAUGAAAUCUUACACUAGAGAGAAGCCUAACACCUGCAAACUGUGUAGAAAGUUUUUCACUCAAACAAAAGAAGCAUUACACGCCACAUGAGCAUUCAAACUGGAGAGAAGCCUUACACUUGUCCUCAAUGUGGAAAUAGUU